CCGGGGCGGUUGCCGUUGGGUUUGAGCAGCGCGGAAGCGGGAGGCGGGCGGGCGUCCAGGCUCCGGGGUUGGGAAACUGAGCGGUUCCCCCCAGCACGCCAGUGGGACAGGGGUGAGGAGGCUGGGGCAAGCAUCGGGUCCGAACCCAGCCGCUAAGCCCCCUCCUCCAUCCCGGCCUGGCCGCAGACCCUGCCUAGCCCCACACUUGCGCCCCCACCAAGCCACUCCCCCGCGCGCCCAGUGUCCCAGCCCCGGCCCCCAACCCCUCUCCAAGCCCCUUCCCUGCAAAUCGCCUGCUCUCUCCCCAAGCCCGCGCCCCGCGACUCUCGAGACCCCAGUGCCUCCUGCUUCUCCACCUCUCGCCCCGCGCCUCUGCUGCGGGGCCUCGUCCGCCUCGUCCCCGCCCCUCCAGCCUUCUCCCGCUCGGCCCCCGCACCCCUGCAGCCGGAUUCCAGCCCCGAUUCCAGCUCCCGGAAUCCCCUUUCCCGGGCAGUCUCGAACCGGCCAGUCUCCAGAAAUGGAUUUGCUUGGCGGUUGCUUUCUUUGCGGCUGCAGCCGCCUUUCAAGUUGUACCUGUGGAUAGCAAAGGAUUAGCGGUGCAGGAGGACGUGGAGCCAUAUUCUCCCGCGUCAGCCGUGCGUUCAGCGGUUGCGAAGGGGCUUCGUGGGCAGUGAGUGUAUCGCCGCCUGCGUGGCCAGUGUCUUCGUGGGAAGGCAACGGUGCUUUGUAAGCAUUCAACAAGUAAGAUCAGGAGAGACGUGGAAUCAGAUCGGACUGUGGAUGGGGAAGUCUCAAGGGGUGGAUGGCCAAGGGAGGAUGGGGAGGGCAGCACACUUGGGGACAUUUGUUGACAUUUGCAGAAAGCCCUGGGAUGGGGAGCAGGCAGUGCUGAGCCCACCUUUUCAAACGCGCUGUGACUGUGAACGGGCUUGGCAGCACCUUCUCGUCCUCAGAGGUAUUGGCGCCCAGUCCAGACAUCUGUGGGAAGAGGGCUUACAGCAGAUGGCUUGAAAAGCCUCCCGGUCCCUGGAGAUAGGUGGAGAUGCACAGCCACAGCCUGGAAGCCAGUGUGUGAAUCUGCCCUAUCCCUUCCCCCGGCUUUCAUUAAAUCUUGGAUUAAAUUAAUUGCCUAUUUCAGAGAAAGGACAUGUAGGACGAACUUCUCUUUGGGGGAUUGGCUCCUGGCCAGCCCACCCUCACUGAUGCCUGGGGAGGCUGCUUUGAGCACCCGUUUCAGGGUGGACCACCUGGCCUGUGGAGCACGGCAUUCUGCGCAUUUGUGGAAUUGCAGUAUCUGUAAUUCUUUUUCUAUUGAUCGGCUUGAAUAGUAAUUAGCUCAGUGUUCUUUCACCAUUGAAUAGGUAAGUAAUUAGCCCAAGGACACACUGGGGCUCAGUAAGGUCUUUCUGAGUGUCCACAGAUUCCGUAGGCUUCUCCUCUGCCCUCACCCACUGCUUUGCGAUGAGUGGCUGACUGUCAGAUGCCCCACUGUCCAGGAGCAUCUGCAGCGAGGGGUGGGACCACCUCUGGCCACAGCCCCUGCCUGGCACCCUUAUGUGGUGGGUACUCCAUGUUUGUGGAGUAAAGAAAUGGAACCCCCUCUUGAAUCAGUUUGAAUCUACAACCCAUGUUUUUCCAUUUUGCUACACUAUUUUCAAAAUGUUACACUUAAAUUUGACACAUUUUAGAAAAACCAUAUAAUCUCACUAGAGACACACUCAUUUUUGGGUGUGUUUGGACAGAGAGCUCAAUCUACAGGUCAGGCUCUGAUGGCUGGUUUGUAACCUCAGUGGGAACUCGAGAAUUCCAUGAAGAAAAUCUGUUGUCCUCAUCCCAAAAUUGGUAUGGAAGUGAUGGACACCCUGGGGAGCUACGAAAGCUGUCUGCUAUGGGGUGAGUCCACCACAGCUUAACUGAUAAGCUGUUAUCAGAUAAGGGCCCUGAGCAGUGGCCCCAGCCCUCAGUGGCAUCUCCAAGGGAGAUAGGGUGUCACUUGUAGAAUUCCACUGGCCACUUCGAAUUGCACCAUCCUCACUCCAGGGGGUGCUGCCCACCCAGAAGCUGCUUCUGGUGGAGGGCUGGGAUUGUCCCUUCUCGCACAUUUCUUGCAUUGUGGUUUGCAGCUCUAUUGGGAGGAGGGGGCUGGUGUUUUGGGAGGUGCUUUGGUCUGUCAGAGAUGGCUGUGACCCACUGGCAGAUGGAGCAAAGUCUAGCUCUUCUGCUUUUGUCAAAGGUCAGCCAGAGGCUGAGGGGGUUACCCAUGCCCCCUUUUUUUCAGGAAUCUUGGAUGUGCUAGGGCUAGAACUGAGAAUGCCACUUGGAUGUGGGAACCUGCACUGCCUCUGGCUGCCAUGAGCUUAUCUCUCUUCUCCAGACUGCCUCUGUCUUCAGAUCUGGCUCUUCCUCAGAAUUCCUGCAGCUGGACGUGUUCCCGAUUUGAGGUGAAACCAUGAAGAGAAAGUAGAACCAUAAUAAUGCUUUUCCGCAACCGCUUCUUGCUGCUGCUGGCCCUGGCUGCGCUGCUGGCCUUCCUGAGCCUCAGCUUGCAGUUCUUCCACCUGAUCCCCGUGUCGACAGCCAAGGAUGGAGUGAGCAGCAAGAGUCGAAAGAGAAUCAUGCCCGACCCGGUGACAGAGCCCCCCGUGACAGACCCCGUUUACGAAGCUCUUUUGUACUGCAACAUCCCAAGCGUGGCCGAGCGCAGCAUGGAAGGUCACGCCCCGCAUCAUUUUAAACUAGUCUCAGUAAAUGUGUUCAUUCGCCACGGGGACAGGUACCCGCUGUAUGUCAUUCCUAAAACAAAGCGACCAGAAAUUGACUGCACUCUGGUGGCUAACAGGAAACCAUAUCACCCUAAAUUGGAAGCUUUCGUUAGUCACAUGUCAAAAGGAUCCGGAGCCUCUUUUGAAAGCCCCUUAAACUCCCUGCCUCUUUACCCGAAUCACCCGCUGUGCGAGAUGGGGGAGCUCACGCAGACAGGAGUCGUGCAGCAUUUGCAGAACGGCCAGCUGCUGAGGGACAUCUAUCUAAAGAAGCACAAACUCCUGCCCAGUGACUGGUCCACAGACCAGCUUUAUUUAGAAACCACUGGGAAAAGCCGAACCCUGCAAAGUGGGCUGGCCUUGCUCUAUGGCUUCCUCCCAGAGUUUGACUGGAAGAAGAUUUAUUUCAGGCACCAGCCAAGUGCUCUGUUCUGUUCUGGAAACUGCUACUGCCCAGUGAGAAAUCAGUAUCUGGAAAAGGAGCAGCGUCGUCAGUACCUCUUACGUUUGAAAAACAGCCAGCUGGAGAGGACCUACGGGGAGAUGGCCAAGAUCGUGGACGUCCCCACCAAGCAGCUCCGAGCUGCCAACCCCGUGGACUCCAUGCUCUGCCACUUCUGCCACAACGUCAGCUUCCCCUGCACCAGAAACGGCUGUAUCGGCAUGGAGCACUUCAAGGUGAUCAAGACGCAUCAGAUUGAGGAUGAAAGAGAGAGGCGGGAAAAGAAACUGUACCUCGGGUAUUCACUCCUAGGUGCCCACCCCAUCCUGAAUCAAACCGUCAACCGGUUGCAGCGAGCUGCCGAGGGCAGGAAAGAAGAGAUCUUUGCCCUCUACUCUGCUCACGAUGUCACUCUGUCACCAGUUCUCAGUGCCUUGGGCCUUUCAGAAGCCAGGUUCCCAAGGUUUGCGGCCAGGCUGAUCUUUGAGCUUUGGCAAGACAGAGAAAAGCCCAGCGAACAUUCUGUGCGGAUUCUUUACAAUGGUGUUGACGUCACAUUCCACACCUCUUUCUGCCAGGACCACCACAAGCAUUCUCCCAAGCCCAUGUGCCCCCUUGAAAACUUAGUCCGCUUUGUCAAAAGGGACAUGUUUUUGGCCCUGGGCAGCAGUAGUACAAAUUAUUAUGAUGCAUGUCACAGGGAAGGAUUCUAAAAGGGUAUGUGGUACAGCACUGUAGAAUCUAUGCCAAUACAGAGGGCUAGGAAAGAUCCACUUCUAGUUCUAUCCAUUGCUAAAUUUUUUAUUUUUAGAGGCUAAAAAUUGUGUUGGGAGCCACAUGGGUGGUUUGGGCUGAACAGUAAGAAUGUUGCUAUAAUCUGGUAUGUGAUUUGCUUGGUACAAAAUGGCCAGUUCAGAGAAAAGAAGGUACUUUAUCAUAGCCAGACUUUGCGUACAAUGCCAGAAUAAUAAUACUUCAGUACCCAAAGUUGCCAAUCCAACUUUGUAUUCUUUUGACCUGCCAUGGUACUGUAUAAUGGAACCAGCAAACCUCAGCCAAGAUGUUCUUAAUCUUGGACAAUUUUACCUUGUCCUUAUUCAGUUAAAAAUUUCUUAAAGUGAUUUAUCUAAAACAGAGGUUGACAAACUUUUUCUAUAAAAGGCCAGAUAGUAAUUAUCUGAACUGUGUGGACCAAAAGGCCACAUUUGUCACAUAGUCUGUCACAACUACUCAACUUUGCUCUUACAACAUGAAAGCAAUCGCAGACAAUGCAUAAAUGAACAGGUGUGGCUAUGUUCACAGGCCAAACAAAACAAGUGGGGGCCAGAUUUGGCCCCCAGGCUGUAGUUUGCUGUCCCCUGAUCUAAAAAAUAGGCUCCACUACAACUGCACUUCCAGCACUUUGAGAACCAGUUGAAUACAAAGAAUUAUUUAAUGGUUUCUCCAGUAACUUCUGCUAGAAACACAGAAUUUGGUCUGUUCUGACACUAUUACAAAACUUGUGAGGGGAAAUAAACAUUGAAUCACAAUGAAUCAUAGGAAAAUUAUUAGAAGAAUACUUGAUGUUCAUGAUGAUUGUGGUAAAAGAUAGUUUUAAGUAUGUUUUAAAAUUUGUCUGCUGUAGUCUAUUUGCUGUAUAUGCUGAAAUUUUUGUAUUCCAUUUAGUAUUUUUAUAGUCUAGGAAAAUAUUUUCUAAGACCAGUUUUAGAUGUGUUCUUAUUCCUAUAGUAAUAUUCAAUUUACUGUACCUGCUUGGUAGUUAGAAGGAGGCCAGAAAAUGAAUUCAGGCACUUUCUUCCAAUAAAACUAAUUAUGGCUCAUUCCCUUUGACAAGCCGUAAAAUUGGAUCAAUUUUUAGACCAUUUUCGUCAGUUUCAAAUGGUAAAUUCUGAUUGAUUUUUAAAUAUGUUUUUGGAAGAACUUUGUUACUAGAUAGUUAAAAUAUCUUUAUAGGGUGUUUUAUAUAUUAGAAACAAUUAUAAUUAAAUCUGUGAUUUCUGAACUAAUGGUGCUAAUUCUAUUCAAAGAAAUGUAAAGUGCAAGUGAGAUUCCCUGGUGUCAUUUGAAUUCCAACUUUUUCUCUUUGAUUUUGUCUGGUGUUACAUUUGAAUAUGUCUGUUUCUAUAAAUAAAUUUUUGAAGAAUACAUGUACU
Messenger RNA from Microcebus murinus (gray mouse lemur), 5357 nucleotides. The record is from RefSeq and is a predicted model, not a curated record. Lineage: Eukaryota; Metazoa; Chordata; Mammalia; Primates; Cheirogaleidae.